This is a messenger RNA of Drosophila ficusphila, 15324 nucleotides long. RefSeq lists its product as uncharacterized. Gene Ontology annotation, cellular component: cytoskeleton. Gene Ontology annotation, molecular function: cytoskeletal protein binding; guanyl-nucleotide exchange factor activity. The record is from RefSeq and is a predicted model, not a curated record. NCBI's taxonomy places the organism in Eukaryota, Metazoa, Arthropoda, Insecta, Diptera, Drosophilidae.
ACGAUGCCAAAUCCGGAGGAACUUCGAUGAGGAAACCAAGUGCCACACAUGCGUGCUGUAAAAUUUAAUGCGCCAGAAAAUUUCAAACGAGCAAAUUCAUCUAACCCAAUAGAAUAGAAAUAUGCCAGAAGCGUUCGAGAUCGGACUUAGGAACUCAAGAGGCAAAUGUGAAACAUAUGUACGAACGUACGUGUGUGGAGUUGCAGCUUCCAAUUUUUGGUUAUUGUUCUUUGCUGGCAGCGAAUAGAAAUUGAAUUAGACACUCGCACAGACAAUAAAAGAAAUAAACAGAGCCAGCUGAGCAAUUCAAUUAAGAAGACAAACGACGAACCCAGUACCAUUCCAAAUUAAAGCAUUUAACGCAAGCAGAGCCACAAGACAGGAACUGGAAACUUUUCCGGCUCACUCUAUGCCACAUCCUGUGCUAGUCCCCACCCAGCGGUAACCAAGAUUCUCGUCUACAAAAUGUCCCUGGCCGACAUGGGCACAGCCUCCCGAUCCGCCGGCGGCGGAGGAGGGGGAAGGCACUACGAUCUGGCCGCAGGCGGAGGUCAUCCUGCUGGCGGUGGUCUGCCCGGGGGUCGCAUGACCCACUCCCUCAGCACUCCCUCCGGGGUGGAUGGCACGCCCUCGACCCCCCGCCACCGGGGUGGGAAGAAACUAACGGUUCGCAUCCAGAUGCUGGACGAUUCGAUCACCAUGUUUCAAGUGCAGGCCAAAGCCCUGGGACGUGUGCUUUUUGAGCAAGUUUGCCGCCAGUUGAAUUUACUCGAGGCCGACUACUUUGGCUUGGAGUACCAGGAGGUGUCCACACAUACCAAAUACUGGCUGGACCUGGAAAAGCCGAUGAAUCGCCAGGUGGGCCUCUCACUCAUCGAUCCAGUGCUGCGCUUCUGCAUCAAGUUCUACACGCCCGAUCCAGCGCAUUUGGAAGAGGAGUAUACCAGGUAUUUGUUUUGCCUGCAAAUCAAACGCGAUUUGGCCACAGGUAGCUUGCAGUGCAAUGAGAAUACGGCCGCCCUGAUGGCCAGCUACAUCGUACAGGCAUCAUGUGGCGACUUUGUGCCCGAGGACUAUCCCGACCACACCUAUCUGUCCUCGUACCGCUUUGUGCCACACCAGGAUGCCACUAUGCAACGGAAGAUUAUGGAGAACCACAAGAAGCACUUUGGCCAGUCUCCGGCGGAGGCGGAUCUCAACCUUUUGGAGACUGCUCGGAGGUGUGAGCUUUACGGCAUGAAAAUGCAUCCGGCGAAGGAUGUCGAGGGGGUGCCACUCAACCUGGCUGUUGCCCAUAUGGGCAUCACGGUGUUCCAGAACAUCACGCGCAUUAACACCUUUUCCUGGGCGAAGAUUCGCAAAAUUUCCUUCAAGCGCAAGCGUUUUCUGGUCAAACUUCAUCCCGAGGGAUAUGGAUACUACAAAGACACUGUGGAGUUCUUCUUCGAGGGGCGCAACGAGUGCAAAAACUUUUGGAAGAAGUGCGUAGAGAAUCAUGGGUUCUUCCGAUGCACUACCGUGCAAAAUACGCCCAGGCGCAAAACCAGGGUUAUCUCACGGGGCAGCUCAUUCCGCUAUAGCGGCAAAACGCAAAAGCAGAUUAUCGAGUUUGUCCGCGAGAACUACGUAAAACGUCAAAACUUCCAAAGGUCUCAGUCAUUCCGGCAAGGGCCACUGAAUGCUAGUAGCCGAAGUCAAUCGCAUACGUAUGUGAAUUCCAGCAUUUCAGCCAAUCCCCUUCUCCCAAUUGACACUGCGGCAUGGGACUAUCGCAAUCAAUGCAGCGACUCGAUGACCCCUUCUCAGACGAAGAAGGCAGCGGAUACCUUGGAUCGCCGACGCGACAAUCCUAUCGACCACAUGCGUUCUCAAGUCACAGCAGCCCAGGUGGAGAUCUAUCAGACGAAGAACUAUGCAGCGGACUCGCCAACCUCCCAGGAGGAAGCGGAAUGCUCGGCGGCGGCGGAACGGCAACACCACUCGGCAGUGGCUAUGGACCAAAUGAAUUCGAACCGCUCGCUUUCGCCCCAGGGACCGCAGUCGUGGACUUCUCCCAGCCACAGCAGCCACCUCCAACAGCGCGGUCCCGAUCAGGCUCGUGUGCAUCCAGGCGAUCACAAUUUAGGUCUGAGCCACUUGUCCCACUUGUACAGCAGCAGCACCCCUCGUCGAGUCUCAGUGGGAUCCCAAGCGUUUGUCCCUGCGUCGCCGCAGCUCAUCAGCAUCAACACGCACAGCAGCAGCAGCAACCACAACACUAUGCACAACACCAGCACAGCGGGUCGUUCGGCGGAUCUCAACAGCUCCAUGGAGUUGGAGGAGGAGGUGGAGGACCCGGGAACUGCGGACACGGAGGAGGAGGGGGAGCCUAUGGGGGAGGAGGAGGAGGAAUUAGUCGAGGAGGAAGCGGAUUCGGACUUGACGGCAUCUACCAUCAAUCGGGAGACUAUGGGGGCAGCCUUACCGGCGGGAGCAUCGGGCUCGGCUUUGGGCUCGGGCUUGGCCAGUGCCCAUCGUCCGCAGCUUCGGUCACAGGAGUCCCAGUCGCAAACUGCCACGCCAGUCCAUUAUAGCAGUACCAGCUAUUCGAUGUCUAAGCAGUGCAUGCUGAACAACGCCAAUGCCAACUCGACCGAAACUGAGACGGACAACAUAAUCUACACCGACAUCAACGACAUGGGCCACUACAAGUAUCCGGACUUUCACAGCUCCGCCCACCAGGAGCACAAGAUAUCGAACAGCGAGCACUUGAACCUCAACGAGCGGAACGACAUUUAUGCCACUGUUAACCGCAAGGCCAAGUCCAAGAUCCGCGAGAAGCACUUCAGCGACGAGUUUAUCGAUCAGUCAAUCCUUCAGUAUACGAGGGCCAAGCAAAUGGGCCUUAGCCAAGUUCCGGCUCUCCUCCAGCAGCCCAGCACCUCUGCUUACGCGGCUGCUGUCCAGGAACGGAGCUACAACAGCGGGAACUAUCAGUAUCACAACGAUCUCAACCACCCCUCGGAGUCUUCGUCCUCCUCCUACUUUGGCACUGGCUUCGGCACCAAGCGGUACGGCCAAGGAGAGCGCACGAAGCUGGCUCAGUCCGAGAACUACUUGACACCCUCGUUGGACUCGCAGAGCUCCCGGCACACCCACUCCCUUCCCCGGAACUCGGAACUGUCUGGAGUUGACUCGGUGGACUCAUACGACAGCCACUACAUCACCCACCACUCGGUGGGCAUUCUUCCACCCGCGCGGCUCGCUUCUUCCUCGGAAAAGCUUGAGUACCAGCUGGCCCCGGGCAACCUCUAUUCGACGACCCAGUUUGUGAAACCCGAGGAGGCUGCCGCCCACUACAUGGACGAUGAAGAGGAAGAGGAGGAGGAUGAGGGCGAGGACGGCGAGAACAUCUACGACCAGGUUGAGCGCGAGUCCUGGCUGAAGAGCAGCUCGUGCAAGGACCUCUUCGAGCGGUACAGCAGCACCUACUACGACCGCGAGCAGCCCAAGCCGAUGACCGCUUUCGACAAGGAGUUCCUCUCCUCCAACCGGAUUGACUCGCCAGUGACUCGCUACGAUGAUUCGCGUCACUCGUUGUAUGUGGCCAAGAACCAUUCGAUCGAUGCCCACCAGGACUUCUCUCCGCUGCCGCAGAGCAAGGUGUACUCCUCAAGCUACCCGGGAAGCACCUACAACACCCAGGAGCACCGCCGCCAGCACGGCCAGCACCUGGACUACUCGGGCUCCCAAGACGACAUCUCGCAGGACAGCUACGAACUCCUCGAGAAGUACGACAUCGACUUCUUUGGAGGACGUGGUCGCUCCGAGGACCACAUGCGCUCCUGUUCGCUGGACUCGGGAAACUACAUUCCAAGUGACGACGAGUCUGUGUCCGAGGGGCACCAACAACACAAGUACCGCUCCGCAAUCGACGUCAAAUCCAAGUCCGCGGCGGACAUUAUGAACGAAAUAUGGGACGCCGAGGACCCACGCUAUCUGCCGCGCGAAAAGCUGUCGGUCAAGUCGGACGGAAACUUCUACAAGAAGAUCCAAGAGGCUCUGACCCGCACCUCCAGCCAGGAGAGCCAGAGCGAGCUGUUCGAGACAAAGAUUUCCCGCAGCUCAGACUCCAGCAAGAAGUCGCGCGACAGUCUCUACCACACGGACAGCAAAAAGUCUCGGGAGACCACCAAGAGCAAGACUUCGGUGGCAUCUAGCCAGGACUCCAAAGAAUCCUUGGUGGGAGAUUGUUUCGGACGCAACUAUGAGAUGCCCACCACCACUGGCAAAAAGGUGAAGCAGUUCACUAAGAAGGAGCUGUACGAGAAGUUUGCGCAGUCCAGUCAGGAGUCGAAGAGUGACUAUUACGAUGCCGUCGAAGCCGGUCUGGAACAAGCACCCGAGGGCCUGUACUCAAGGCCAAAGGUCAAGAGCCACGACUGCCUACUUUCGGACACACAUAGCUCCACUGCUAACAGCUCCUUCUACGACAGCCGCGAUACGUACUCCACCUUCCCCAGCAACAAGACGCACAAGACCUCGAAGGUGCACUCGAUCAGUUUGCAGAACGUGGAGAUCGAACGCAACGCCAAGUCCUUCGGCAGCAAGUCACCGGAGUCGGUGUCGACUCCGGCCUCGGGAAAACGUUGCCGAGAAAAGGACAUCCAGACGGGAGACUCGCUCGAUCAGAUGGCCCCGAUAAAGAGGGGCAACUCACAGUCCUGCAAGAUAUCCGCCUUCCGUCGACGGUCGGACAGCGAGAACAUCUUCAGCUUCGACCAGGAUCGCAUCGAGUGCAUCCAGAAGUACACCAAGCAGUGGGAGGGCCAGCAGCCCAAGGACGAAAAGAGCAAGCAGAGUCCAGAGUAUCCGCUAACUCCAGAGCUGGUGUCGGAGUUCGAGAAGCAGCAGGCGCGUCUCAUGGCCCACCAAAAGAUAACUCGCAAGGAGGAGCUUAUGGCCAAGACGCACUUCGAGGAGUACAACCCGAUAAUGGUGCCCCUCAGUUACUCGUCUCAUGCCACAGUGGAGCGCACCAAGAGUGACCCCAACUCGCUGGCGAAUCGCGCCCGUUUGGGGAGUAAUUCGCGCCGCCAUGUGCUCAUGCACCAGAAGUCCAUUGAUCUAACCCCGGCCGACUCAAACUCCAGCGAUGAGGAUUACAUCUACAAGCAGAUCCCGAGCGCUCCUCCUCUUUGCAAAGCACAUGGCAAUUUCGAAAUCCCCAAGUGCUACGAUGGCGCUCCCACUUCACAGGUCGCCCAGGAGCUGCCUAAAACGGGCUUCGAGCUGCCAAAGAGCUUCUUCAGGGACUACGAGAAGCGUUUCACCAAAGUUCUGAAGGAGGACAUUCCCUAUGUGCUCCACAAGCGGCACAUCAUGAACGGAACUGCUCCUUCGCCCAGCGAGAAGAAGCACACUAAGCCAAAGUCUCCAAAGUCGCCGAAGUCCCCCAAAUCUCCGAAGUCGCCGAAGUCCCCAAAGUCUCCAAAGGCGAGUUGCGGUAUUCCGGGGGCUGGUGUGUCCGACUUCCUGCCAGACAUUCUCGACAGCCUCUUGCCCCCGGACACCAAGGAGUUCCUCUUCACGCAGAACAUUGACCUCUCGAAAGUGGACCCCAUCACGCUGGAGAUCGACAAGACCAUUCCCACAAUACACCUGUCGUCGCCAAAGCGCGAUAUUACGAAGCAGAUGGAUGCUUCAACGCUGGAGAAACUGAACAAGAAACUAAGCCAGAUUGAAAGCGAUUCGGCCACCAGUUCGCGAACCGAAAGCAUGCAGCAGCAGAAGCUCGAGCAGAAGCAGAUGGAGCUUAUCCAGAGCCUUCGCAAGGAGCUGCAGGCCAACGCCCGCAAGGCCAACAAGCCUAGGGUCAUUCCCAAGACCAAGUCGGCUGGGAAGUCAAAGAAGGGCAAGACCCGCAUCACCUCCUUUUCCUCCGAUGACGAGAGCUUGGACUCGGACGACGUGUUUGGCUCAGCGGAGGCCAUUCCCGACCGCUUGGAAUUCUCGCCGCCGCAAUCUCGCAAGGAGAUCGAGUCCAUUCUUCGUAUCGAGCAGAGUAGACUCAUCUCGGCAGCUUGGGGUCGUGGGCAGACCAUGAGCUCCACGGAGAUCGAGGGCUCGCCUCCCCAGUGUAGGCGACUGGCGGAUCUGGAGAGCCGCUAUCAGACCCAGAAACUGGACCCCCAGUACGCGAAUGCCUCCGAGCUGAGGCGCAUAUCGGAGCGCUCCAUCUCGAUUCCCUCGUCGGAGGACGAGCCCCACAUGCCCAUGCGGGGCCGCAUUGACGAGUGCACCAACGACUACCAGAGAAACGAGAACAUUCCCUCGCCCAUUCUGGAACACGCCGAGUUCUUCCGCAGCAACGACGACAUAUAUGAGACUUGUCACGAGGAGCGCAUCACCGGAUCGGACAUCGACUACACUCUGAAGAAGCAGACAGCCAGCGGGGCCAAGUCCAAGGUGAAGCUGAUCGAGGAGAUAAUCGACUCUUCGAUUGUGAUGCGCUCCAAGGGCCAUGCCCCGAUCCUGUUCGCCCACGCACGACUAAAUCUCUCGGAGGGAUCUGUGUCACUGCAGCGCCAGAAGGCCACUCAGCAGCAGUCGCCGACGACGGAGAGACGAACCAAGAGCCUGGACACUCCGGUGAUCUCGCUUCACCGCCUGCCGCCCAUGAACGCCUUCUCCUCGAAGGACGACACCGUUGGCUUCGAGGAGGAGGCCGAGAUUCUAGAGGAGAAAUCCCUGGAGCGGGAGGGCCAAACGGGCGCCCAGGAAGAGGACACCGCCGACAGCGUCCACUCCUGCGCAGGAUCCAUACCCACGCAGAGUAGCUACCAGGCGAACGGCAAAGACUCGCUGCUGAGCGCAGUCACCAUCGACAGCGAGGAGGCCCAGCUGCUCAAUCAACUGCGGUACAUCGAGAAGAUCGCCUUGCAGGGCGUCAAGAUCAAGGACAAGAAGAAGUCGAAGAUGAAGCUGCGGAGCGGUGAUCACCUCAUCCUAAACAUACCCAAGUAUCGGUUCACUGACUGGUCGCCCUACAGCUCGGCGAACAGCUCCCGCAAGACGUCGCCCGGAGUCUCGAGGGCCAGCAGCAUCGAGAGCACUGGCAAGGGUAAGCUCAAGACAUCGGAGCCCUACAAGGGAAAACCGGUGUCGCGAAGCCGACCGGAAUCCCGGCGGACCAGUGCCGACGACAUCAAGUCCCGUGACGGGAGAGGCAGUAAGAAGUCCAGUCCAAAGGAGCGACCUCGGUCGAUCGAGAUGCGCCGUCUCAGCAAGGACAAGAGCAAGUCGCAAGAGGAGACCGAGGCAGACGUCGCCAAGCGCAAAGAACGCCAGCAGAAGCUAUACGAAUCAGCCAUGAAGCAGACCAUUACCAUGCUGAGUCCGGUAAAGGACACUUUGCCUGCCUUCCCCGCUCCAGAGGAUAAAAUACUCGUCAAGACCGACGGGGACAAGAUCAUUAUCGAAACAGAGUUUAAGUCGAAGGCGGAGGAUCACGUUCUGAUCGCUAAAAGUCCCAGGAAGCUCGACAACUCGCUUGUCAAGUUCAGCCGCAGCUUCGACGAGGGACGCAGCCCCGACAAACUGGACAAAGCGAACCGCAGCUUCGAGGAUCGCAAUAAGUCCUUUGAAGACUCCGAGAAGUCUGACGCUCCCGAGGACAUGCUCAUUAAAUCGCCCAAGAAGAUUGCCAAGGCGCAGGAGCUGAAGCAGAAGAUCGAGGGCAAUGUUGUCCACAAGAAGAUAGAUGGGAAAUCAAGUAGUCUGGAGAGGCCCGCCGAGCAUCACUAUCUCGGUCCAGACGUCAAGGCUCGCAGCCUUGAUGACAAAAGACAGGCCGCCGAAGCGGCAAAGAAGAAUGAGGAGAAGCCGGCUCCAGUGGCCAGGAGUGCUAUCGGAGAUCGCCGAAUGUUUGCCCACCAAUACCAAGUCCAAGAGCCCCUUCAGGAGGACAUCGACAUGCAAGCGGUGAUCUCGGAGCGCCGGUCCCUGGAGAUCCUUAAACGAUCGCUGCCCUCCGAGGACGCACGCGAUAGCGAGGGGGCUUUCAGUCGGAAGCCCUCCACAGCCGAAAGCCUGGACUCCUUCGUCUCCGCUGAUGACAGCCACUCGCCGGCCAGUAAGUCGCCGAUUCCAGGCGCAAUAGCCGGAACAGAAGGCUACCCGCACCGAGUGCCCACUAUUGAGUGCGAAGAGCCAUCCAUUGAGGAGGACGACAACUCCUCCGAGAGACGCCAUCUGAGGGUUGGGAGGCAAGAUACAAAUCGACUGAGUCUGGACCGCAGUCGGAGCGAUGAAACAGGGUCCUGGAUGACGGUGGAGUGCGAUGAGUUUAUAGGAUCUGAUACGUCUGACAAUGAGCCUCGCACCUUGGAACCAGAUCGCAAUGUUCUCGAGACGCAGGCCACUUUGGAGGACGCUAACCCGCUGGAGUACUCGAACUGCGCCACUCCCACUUCUGAUUUAAACAUCCUCUUAACGCCACCCAACGCGAGUCCCCAAAUCGAGAAGUCCGUGCUGGAGACAUUCGAGAAGUAUACCGGCUCUUCGGACAGCAGCAAGAAAAACCGCAGCCUGGACAAGCAAAGUGACCGUUCCAAGAGCUCCGACUCCUGGACGAGCGGAGAGAAGGACACAAGUCCCCAGAGACAGCAGGAUUGGAGCCUGUCGGUGGGCAAGGAAAAGAGCUCCGUGGAAGAGGAGUCUAGCGUCAGCUGCUCCAUUGCACGACCCCUGGGAAUUUCUCAGGAUUUUGGCAACGAGGAGGCACGCAAGUGCCAGGAGCUCAAACAGCGGAUGCUCCAGCUGGACGUGGGCAAGGAUGAGAUCACACCCACGGGGUCCAACGAGCAAACGCCUACCAACGAGCCGAAGGUCCUGGUUGGCAAGAAGCCGAGCACGCCCACGCUAGAAAAACAGAGCCCAAUCGACUUGGGGAACAGCACAGAGUCCUAUCUGGAUCCCAUCGAGGAGCGUAUUGCCAAGAUCCUGGAUCGUGGAGGCGCACGCACUGAAGACAGCGAAUCCAGUUCCGGUGGCUCCCGCAAACCACCGCGCAUUGAGAAGCCCGCGCGGGCCAACGCGGGAAAGAAACUGUCGGUAACUCGGGCGGAGCCAGGGAAGUCGGGCAGCGAUCGCAGCUCCCAGGAGUCGAAGUCCAGCUUCGAUUCCAAAGGCUCUCUGAGCGUGGAGUCUCGAGGCUCAUUUGAGACGGAAAGCAGUUCCGGGUCUUUGGGGGCGGCGCAAAGGCGCGGCGACCUGGCUCAGAAGGAGCAACAAAGCACCUGGCGACCGUUCCCCAUUGAAAGCUCAAACAGCUCCAGCACAGAUGACCCCUGGCACCAUGUGGAGACUGAUGGGGGCUACGAGCGGUACGAUGCACAAAACCCCCUGCGCGACUCCUCUGACAGCGACGUGAAGGAAGCUUCCCCGGACGAGCAGAAGGACGCCAGCGAUGCCAGCUACCAGGACGAACUCAACGACUUUCCGGCCACUUUCGGCUACCCAGCCAUGACUAGCAACUUGGGUGGCAUUGGGGUGAACCCGACGGACAUAAUCGGCUACAGCACAGGCUUCACUUUAGGCAGAACUCUCUCGAGGAUCUCGGAACGCAGCACUGCCUCCGAGAAGUCCAGCAUGGAGGACGACGUAAGCAAGGCUUCGACGCACUCUGUGAGCAUGCGGGAUGAGUCCGUGGGGUCCACAGACCACCAGCCCAGUUUGAGCUCCGAUUCGAGGAGCAACACUAAUCUUGCCUACAUCUCGGAUGCUGAUCGACGCACCUCCGCAGAGAUGCCGGAGAUUCCCUGCGACUCGGCCACUGGCGAUCGACUCUCCAGUUUCGGAAGCCUCAACGAACCUAAAUCGCCGACUCUGGUCACUGGACGCUUUUCAGUGACCCACGUGGAUGAACUGCAGGGCGACGAUGUGGAGCGUCACACCCUCAUGUGUCUCUCCAAUGCGGGCAGUCAGGACUCGGAGGACUGGCCCCUGCCGGAGAUUCCCUUCGAUCAUGUGCCGGUGAAGCCGGCCGACUCGAUGUACGCCAUGCCGGACCUGGACAAACCGGUGCCCAAGUCCUUCUGCUGGAAGGCGAGCAUGUCGUUCCAGCAGUCGCAGGACUCCUUGGACUGGCCCUCGCCUCCCUCGAGUACCAUCGGAGUCGGCGCUCCCAUAAUUGUGGAGAGCAUUGAGACGUACUACGCCAGCGAAGUGCAAAGUGCUGACAAAGUGGUCUUGGACGAGGAGAUGGCAGUGGGACCGCCGGACGUGGCCAAAGUGCUGCCCUACGAGGACACCGCGUAUCUCAUGUCGGCGGCCUUCGACGACAAUGACUUUGGCAACGAGCAACUGCAGCCGGACACGGUCAGCUGUCUGAGCUCAACGCUCAGUGCAGCUUCUUGCCUCUCCUCCUCGCUGAACGUGAGCUGCAGCACCUCCUCCACCCAGGCAACCGCCAGAGUCCAGCGCAAGAACUCCAGUCCCGAAGUGAUUGUCGCCCAGCCCACAAGGUCGCCCGCUCCAAGGAGCCCGCUCUCGGAGGAAGAGCUCUUCUCCAGCGACGACGUCUUCAUGCCGGGCACCAUUAAGGUCCAGCUCUCCCCCGACGCGCAGAUGCGGAAGCUGUCGAGGGGCUCCAACAACUCGGACACCUCCAUCGACGACAUCCUGUCGGGCAGCACCACCUACCUGGAGGACCAGACCACCGUGCGGAGGAACUACGAAGCCCGCCUGAGCAGCGGUGGAGGCGGGACGAGCUGCAAGAAGUGCAGCCACUCCAGCCACUCGGAGGAGGAGACCAGCUCGCUGGGCACGGACCUCGACGGAACCGUGCGUAUGGGAGGGAUGCAGCAGAAGAAGUGCACCCACAGCUCCCACUCGGAGGACACCUCCAUCGGGCUCAGCAUCUCGGAGUGGUCCACGGGCACCAACACAGUGCGCCAGUACGCGAACCUCUCCGGAUCGGACAGCCUGUCCGCCGUGUCCACGCACUCGUGUGCCAAGAGCGAGAAGUCCAACCAGACCAAGUCGAGCAUCAGUUCGAUCAACAAGUCGGCCGAGAGCCUCAACGAGCAGAGCGGAGGAAGCAGCUUCUCGCACAAGUUCAGCGGGGAGAACGGCUCCUCGGACGGCCUGCGCUACGACAUGCUCUCCAAUUCCGAGACGGACAAGCUCAGUGAGCCCACCUCGGCGACUCGGAGCGACGACACGACGCUGACCCUCACCGAGAUGGCCCACACCAUCAGCGAGUGGUCCACCUCGAGCAGUCGCACGCUGGUCGGCGUGACUCCCGGCGAGUACCUUCCGCUCAAGCAGGCGCUGUCGGGGAACAAAACCAGCCUGAGCUCCCCCAGCGAGGAGAAGCGCUGCGCCCUGCCGCAGGUGCACCGGAGGAGCGGCAGCAAUGGCAACCAGGCUCGGACCUCCCAGGAGCACGGCGACGCUCCGACUGGUCCGGAGACAAGUGCCGCCGCUCGAAAGCGUCGCUCGCUGGAGAUGAUGUCCAAGCUGUACCAGAGCCAGGAGAUAUGCUCGGAGUCCGAGUCGCCGUUCGUCGAGCGUCUGUAUGCACACACCGAGAAGCUGACGGAGCGCUACCAGAGCCAGGAGUUCGUGCCCCUGCACGGGGCACCCGGAGCCCGCCCCCCUCCGACCACCACCCAGAUCCAAACCCAGCAGCCCCAACAGGCGCGCCAGAAGCCGAGGGCUCCGCAGCCGCCCACGAAACCGAAGCCGGCAGUUACGCGGCCCAUCAUGCAGGCCCUGCUCAACAAGAUGAAGCAGCCUGGGCUGGCGGAGCAGGCAGCCGAAGCAGCGGAGGCCGAGGAGAGAAAGGCCAGGGAUGCCGCUCCUCCGGCAGUGGCGAAGCCGAAGCCGCCACCAGUGCCCACCGUGCCGCCCAUCGUGACGCCCAGCGACUUGCCCGGCGACGUGGUGGCUCCUCCGCCCAAGCCGCUGGCCAAGCACCACAGCUACGACGACAGGACGCUCUCGAAGACCCAGAUCCGCGAGUUCAAGACCACCAGCAAACAGCUGCGCCAGUCGAGCUCCUUCCACGAGCACAUGCUCAGCAAGUCGCAGCAGUCCUCCCAGGAGCUGCCCAUGCGGAUCGACGAGGAGCGGGACCCGCACUCCACGUCCUCCGCCACCAACACCACCACCACGACCAACACCCUGAACAGCGAGAGCACGGAGCCCAGCUCCCCGCAGAUGCCCCAGCGGGCGGACAAGUUGGUCCGCUGUUCGCCGUACUACUCCAGCAGCCUGAGCUCGGAGUCGCCGCCCAACCAGCUGCUGCAGAAGCCCCCCAGGAAGGCGGCCAGCCAGCUGAGUGCUGGGGCCGUGGCCACGUCCUUGAAGAGUCCGCCCAGUGGCAACGACACGGACAGCUCGCUGGACGUGCGCGGUCAGGAGGCGAAGAUGCGGAGCAGGGGCUACCGCAAGAAGCGCCAGCUGCCGGCGAAGAGAAUGCGGGCCAACAUGACGGCGGCGGCCCUGCUGGAGCAGGCGGAGAGCUCCGAGUGCUCGGAGGGGUACGUGCCGGAGGUGGACUCGGGCAGCUCGGAGUACUCGUCCUGCCAGCGGGACGACCAGUACCUCGAGUUCGACGAGGAGCUGGAGCGGGAUCAGGAGCAAACGGACGAGUACGACGACUAUCCGCAGUACGGCGGCAAGUUCGAGAGCCUGGACAUGAGCGACAACGUGGACGAGAUGGGCUUUCCCCGCUACGACCGCCUGGGCCACAUCACCAAGCCCAUGUACCACCAGGCCCUGGCGACGGAGCGGCCCACUCCGGUGCCGGUUCCAGCCCCGGCCAACCACCCAAUGCCUCCGGCCACAGGACAGCCCGUGAAGCCGGCUCGCACCAAAAAGAGGCAGCUGAAGCGGGAGGACUCCUCCGCGGCGGGGCCUUCGGGGAUGUCGGGAGCGGUUCCCGCGGCCCGACCCUACCACGGGCGCAGCUACUGCAACCCGGAGGAGAGCGAGUACGAGACGCGGGGCGGCGGCCUGUCCGACGAACUGGCCAACUCCAGCGAGGACAGCUGCAGUGGAUUCGGCGGAGAGGCGGGGGCCUCGGGCUCGGGCACCAUAAGGAGGGGCGCAGGCAAAGCAGCGGGACAGGAUCAGCAGCAGGCAGGAGCGGGAGCCCAGGCCAGACAGGUGCCCUAUCCGGACUUUCUGUCCGACUACGAGAGCGAGCCCAUUGAGUACGAGCGGUAUGCCUGCGGACUGGACAUUCGUGUGGAUCCGCCACCCAAGUUCCACGACUCGGACGAGUUGAGCGACCAGUAGGGAGCGAUCUCCGAGGAUUUGGGAGGGCGAGGAGCAGCCAAGUAACCCCCAAGAAACCCCGUUGCGUGUGCUUACCGAAUGCAGCCUUUUCAUUUGUUACGUUGCCUUGGAAAUUUUAGAACGACUCUUCGACUUUUACACACGAUCCAAGUACUUAUAACCAACUUAUUUGUAACUGAGACUGAUUUACGACAAGCUAACAAAACAAAAAGAAAAACCCAAAAGUAUUACAAGCUGCAAACAAAAAAAAAAAAAAAAAGAAUUAUAACUCUCCUUGAAGCGUUAGAGAAUCAAAUCAAAUUCUAGUAAAAACAUUUUAAUCAAACAUAAAAACAUAACAAAUCAAAUAAAUACCUUAAAUAAUCGAAAUGACGGCAAAAGCCUGUAGGUCGGUGUAGAUUGAGUUGCCUUUGAGCGGUAUCUAUAUAUGACAAUGUUAUAGAUCAAUUCAACAUUUAAAUAUAUAUAUGGGGGCAUGUUGAGCGGAAACGUUAAACGAGUUGAACAAAUUUUAAUGCACUGUUUAAUCAUCGAAUAAUGGAAUACAAGAUACGGCAAAUGUUUAAUUGUUAUUUAGCUAAUACAACACGAAUCGAGACACAAUACUUAAGAUAAAAGUUAUUGAAUGAAUAUAUUAUAUGAUCAAUUCAAUUGCCACGAACUUUGCGCAGUUAUGUUCAGUAUUUCGUCAGUAUCAAUAGCGCAGGUCAUGAAAUCCUAUCCAUCUGAGUUCCAACCCAAGUGUCAAUGCAAGGUAUACUAAGUGGGAAUAUCCAGAGCCAGACCUCUAACUAGUUAUGUACACCUAUGUUCUAGUUUUAGUAAUCUCAGAUGAUGAAGCGACAAAUCAGCCAAAUGCUUUAAAACUCUUAUCCAAUGAAGACCGUUGGAAAAGAUUCGAAUACUCUAGUUCCCAAACCACAUUUAUAGGACCUUCAGACAGGUGCUCUACAUCCCGAUCAAAAGUAUUCUCCUACCAAAACUUGGAAUUAUCACAGUAAUGAAGGCAUUUAUUCCAUGCUAUUAAGCGGUUUUCUAGUCAUAUAUAUUUUAUAUUGUUAUUGAUCUGUAUAAGUUUUUAAUUUUACGGCAAACGUUUUUAGACGCAAGUUACCAAUUUAACUAUUACUUACGAUUCUCACAAGUGAACAAAUGUUGUCUUAGCUAUUAGUUUUGCUUAGUACUUAAAUGUGCCAAAUCGAAAAUGGAAACCCCUAUACCAAAAGUAUUAUCUAGAUUCUAGAUGUAAUUGUAAUGGAAGCAGUGGACGAAAUUUUUGAAAACCCUGUUAAGUUUUAAAUCCGUUUGGAAACUUAUAUACCUGUGUGGGAAAGAUGAGUGUGUGUUUGUUUUUUAAAUUUACAAAAAGAUAUUUAAGUGUUGUUAGAGAAGUUGAAUGGAAGGAAAUCGGUAUUAGGUAAAGUAAGCGUACAAUAAUUUUACUAAUUUAAUCCUGAUCAAAAUUAUUGGAAUCAAAAUAUCUAGUUGUGUUUAGAUUUAAUGUAAUGUCUAAUGUGUAAUUAAAGAUCGAAAAUUGGUUGUUAAAAAGAAAGCUUGUUUAUAGGUUGACCAACAUUACUUUGAUAUCCCAUUUACCCGUAGAAAAUAUCUUUAGUUAGGAAAAUCUAUUUUUAAAGGUACAUUUUUAACACCCUGCAGAGAGAUUUCGAAACAAAAUUUUAGGUUGCCAAAACGGAGUAAAUUUAUGAAAAUAUUUUGAAUUACAAAUGUUGUAUUUCAAACUAAAGUCUUCGUAUAUGGACAACUAAAUCAACAAGAGUACUAGCUGAAUUUUAAGAAAGUAGAAAAAGAAAUGUUUGCUUUGCAACACAAAUUUAAACUCAGUAAGGUUUAUUUUAAACAAAAUUUUUCUCACGUUAUGCCAAACCAAAAGAUUACACAAACAAAUAAAAACAAUGAUGGGAGGUUGAAUAUUAAAAACCCAUUAAAAGUACACGAGCAAUCGAUUUAACAAGCAUUAACUUAUUAUUAUAUAGAAACGAAACAAAAUAAAUAAAACUUCAUUAAUCAAAUAAA